This is a messenger RNA of Quercus lobata, 822 nucleotides long. Its product is annotated as wall-associated receptor kinase 2-like. NCBI's taxonomy places the organism in Eukaryota, Viridiplantae, Streptophyta, Magnoliopsida, Fagales, Fagaceae. The transcript has a single exon. Gene Ontology annotation, molecular function: polysaccharide binding. The record is from RefSeq and is a predicted model, not a curated record. Bases 1 to 822 code for a protein of 273 amino acids.
AUGGCUCUGCAUAGAUUGCUUUCACAACAACUGCUUCUAUUUGGGUGGACAAUUUUAGCAGUAACGGCAGCAUCUCAACCCAGUUCAAGUUGCAUAAAUAGCUGUGGAUCACUUAGCAUCCCCUACCCAUUUGGUACAAGCGAGGGCUGCUACUUUGAUGAGUCUUUUCUCAUUACUUGUAACAACACUUCUGGGUCUUCAACGCCAUUUCUGCGCCAUUGUAAUUUAACAGUGCUCAAUAUAUCUCUGGAUGGUGAACUACGAGUCUCCAACUUUGUAGCCCGUAAUUGCUACAACAAUUCAGGGCUUGUUGACAGUGAUAUUUUCCAUCUUAGUUUAUUAAAUUUUUCCAUCUCGUAUACGAAGAACAAGUUCACUGCCGUUGUCUGUGACACUUUCGUGAUUUUUAAUGGUUUAUCACGGGGACAAAACUAUACCACUGGAUGCCUAUCACUUUGUGACCACAUCAACAGUGUGGUUAAUGGGUAUUGCUCUGGAAUUGGUUGUUGUCAGACAUCCAUCCCAGAAGGAGUGACGAAUUUUAUUGUGGGUCUUGGGAGCUUUAAUUAUCACUCCACGGUACUCGACUUCAAUCCAUGUGGUUUUGGUUUUGUAGGGGAAGAAGAUGCGUACAACUUUUCCUUCUUGGAUCUCAAAUUUUUACAAAAUAGAACAACCAUUCCCUUGUUGCUUGAUUGGGCUGUUGGAAAUGAGUCAUGCCAAGAUGCUAAGAGGAAUUUAACAAGCUAUGCAUGUAAGGCAGCAUAUGGUGAAUGUUACAAUUUCAACAACGGUCCUGGAUAUCGUUGCAAUGCUCCUUAG